ACACCGACCGGGAACUCAAUCACCGCAAGAACCAGGGAGCAUAGUCCGGCACUUGCUGCACCGGCGACACGAAGGCCGUCCUCAGUGUAAGCCUCGAAAGACCUACUGCUCCCUCCGAAGCACCGCAAACCGUUGGAUAUUAAAGGUCGACUUGUGCAGGCGUUCAUCGGACAUCCGUAUCACUUCAACAGUCAAGCCCAUUAGUCUACACUAAUAAUACCUUGCCCAUCAUGCCUACUCUUGAACUGAACUACGCCACAAAGGACGAGCUUGCCUUCCUUGACACCGAGGUCAAGAGAAAGCUCAAAGUCUCUGGAGACAAGAUCGAGUACACCGCGACUGAGCUCGCGGAGAAAGACAGCGAGGAGCGCGCAAAGCUCGUGGGUGUCUACAACUUGAACAAGGAGUCUUACGAUGCCACCCUCAAUUAUCGUCUCUGCCCCACCAAGGGCGGAGACGAAAUGAUCUGGGGUGGCACCUUUGCUCAGAUGCGCCGCAAGUAUGACCCGCGACCCGUCAAGAUCUACAACGCUCGUGGCAAGGAGUCCGAGUUCAGCCUUGAUAAGACUGGCUUCCAAUUCGAGCACUUCCCUACUUCUUACAAAGACUUCCCGUGGAGUCCCAUCGACGAGAAGCUCAAUAAGAUCUACAAUGCUGAGUGUGAGGAGUUUAUGAGAAAGCUGACCGGGGCGAGUGACGUCCGCGUCAUCUCCCACAUCAUCCGCCAACGCCAGUGGGAGAACGCCGACCCCGAAGAGGAUAAAGACAAGCCAGACAUGGCUAUGACAGACGGCGGCCUGCUCUCCGCCCGCUUCGUGCACAUCGACCAGUCCGACCUCGGCGCCAAGCGCCGCCUCUAUGACGACCUCCCUCCUGGAGAAGGCGCCAAGCACGACGGCAAGCAUCGCUGGGCCAUCGUCAAUCUCUGGAGACCCAUGGAUGAGGUCCACCGCGAGCCUUUGGCCCUAUGCGAUGCUAGGUCUGUUCGUGACGACGAGCUUCACGAUACCAUGCACUGCGUUCCCUUCCGGUGGCCUCACAAGCCUACCGAGAACCACAUGUGGCAGAUUGCGCCGCCCGAGACACCCGAUCAGCAUAAGUGGUGGUUCCGGGGCGGCAUGACGAGGGACGACGUUGUUCUCAUCAAGAUCUUUGACUCCAAGAAGGAUGGUAGGGCUAGACGCACUCCGCACAGCGCUUUCCCUACCCCUGAUGAUAUCGGCCCUGCGAGGCGGAGCAUCGAGACUAGAUUCUUCCUUUUCUGGGAAGAUCAGAGCUGCGAGUAGAGGCCUGAAGGAACGAUCUCUACUGUACAGGGAUCAAAGUAGAAUGCAGCAUAUUAUUGAGUUCAACCAGGCGAAUCCAAGUUUCUAUCAGACUAUCUGAACCUUCAAUACUCCUUCGUCUGUAACUUUCGCCUUGUCGAUGCUUGUCUAUGUGCAAAGUCCGUAAGAAAGAGGAAUUUAAUUGCCGGACUUCUCUUCUCGUGCCUAUGUAGAUGUGAAGGUGUUCUACUUCAAGAGCAAUUGUUAUUCUCGAAGAUCAAUAUUUUAG
This is a messenger RNA of Colletotrichum phormii, 1554 nucleotides long. RefSeq lists its product as uncharacterized. The record is from RefSeq and is a predicted model, not a curated record. Gene Ontology annotation, molecular function: oxidoreductase activity. Bases 231 to 1286 code for a protein of 351 amino acids. The transcript has 2 exons. NCBI's taxonomy places the organism in Eukaryota, Fungi, Ascomycota, Sordariomycetes, Glomerellales, Glomerellaceae.